This is a messenger RNA of Rhododendron vialii, 3261 nucleotides long. RefSeq names its product histone-lysine N-methyltransferase, H3 lysine-9 specific SUVH1-like. The coding region runs from base 932 to 2974 and encodes 680 amino acids. The transcript has a single exon. Gene Ontology annotation, cellular component: nucleus. Gene Ontology annotation, molecular function: histone methyltransferase activity; protein binding; zinc ion binding. The record is from RefSeq and is a predicted model, not a curated record. Lineage: Eukaryota; Viridiplantae; Streptophyta; Magnoliopsida; Ericales; Ericaceae.
CAAAAUCUCACCGCACUUUGUCCAUUUCCAGACCAUUCAGAAGAAUGAGAACUCCUCCAUUUCCCCCCUUCACAAAAUUCCCGGUUCUGAGAAUCAACCUUUAAUUCUGAGCUCCUUCCGAUCUGGAAAAUGGUAACGUCUCUCUCAUCUCAACCCUUCAGACCGUUAUUUUCCAAUUUUUCCCUGUUUGUUUGCACUUACAUCUCUUUACAUGCACAGAACCUCACUCGCAUCUGAUGGGUUUUCUAGGGUUUUUAACUAACUUGGGUACCCUUUUCUGGGUUUAGCUCGUCUUAAUCUCUUCUUGCAUGUCCCAGUUUCAUCAAAAAAAUUCUACUUGCGUUCUGGGCCCCAGCUUUUGUUAAAGUUUGAACCUUUUUCCUGUUUCCAUAUCCAUUUUGUGAAAGGUAUCUCCCUUUCUUUUUCUCUCGUUGUUGUUUAAAUCAGAUCUUGUGUUUGUGUUGGUGAAAUUAGAACUCAAGUGGCUGGAAAGCUUGUGUCUUUGUGUGAGAUUAGGGUUUUCCUGUAUCUGGGUCUGUUGUCAAGGCUAGGGUUUCUUCCUGGGUUUGGCUCGUCUUAAUCUCUUCUUGCAUGUCCCAGUUUCAUCAAAAAUAUUCUACUUGCGUUCUGGGUCCCAGCUUUUGUUAAAGUUUGAACCUUUUUCCUGUUUCCAUAUCCAUUUUGUGAAAGGUAUUUCCCUUUCGUUUUCUAUUCUUGUUGUUUAAAUCAGAUCUUGUGUUUGUGUUGGUGAAAUUAGAACUCAAGUGGCUUGAAAGCUCGUGGCUUUGUGUGAGAUUAGGGUUUUCCUGUAUCUGGGUCUGUUGUCAAGGCUACGGUUUCUUCUUCUUGUUUAAACCAGGUGUUGUGUUUCUGCUUGGGAAAUUUUAAGUUAAGUGGCUUGAAAGUGUGUUUUGUGUGUGAGUGGUUGAUAAUGGACCAAGGUAUGGGUUCAGAGUCUGUUCCUGCGUCUGGGUCUGAUGACAAGUCUAGGGUUUUGAAUGUCAAGCCUUUGCGAUGUCUUGUUCCAAUAUUCCCAUCAAACCCUGGCGGCAUGUCCUCAAUUUCAUCUCCCCAAGCUUCUCCCUUUGUCUGUGUCCCACCAAGUGGUCCUUUCCCACCCGGGGUUUCUCCUGUUUUCCCAUUCCUCAUUCCAACUGAACAACAGAACCCUCAAACCCCAUUUGCUGCACCACUCAAUCAAGCAGGGCGUUCUUAUGGUGUUGAUAAUAGCAAUUCCAUUCCAUCACCCGUACCCAUAACCUCGUAUAGAACACCAACAGUACAGGCAAAUGGAAGCGCCGGGUCGUCUAAGAGGAGUUCAAAGGGGAGUUCCCAGAGAAAGACAAGGAGUGGCAACAUGACAACUGCCCAUGAUGUUGACAUUGACGCUGUAGCCAUUGAUUUUCUCACAUCGUUUGAUCUUACCCGAUUCGAUCCAGCCAAACUAUCAGAUGGUGAUAAGGAGUCAGUUAGGUAUUUAACAAUGGUAUAUAAUCUGCUCAGGAGAAGAAUUACUCAAGUUGAAGACUCUGAGGAGGCAACUCCAGGGGUCACAAGACGCCCGGACUUAAAGGCGGGGUCGAUUUUGAUGAAUAAGAAAGGGGUUCGAACAAACAUGACAAAGAGGGUUGGAGCUGUACCGGGAAUCGAAGUUGGGGAUGUUUUCUUUUUCAGGGUGGAAAUGUGCUUGGUGGGCUUGCAUGCACCUAUCAUGGGUGGAAUCGAUUACAUGAGUUUCAAGAUUAGUCUAGAUGAAGAGCCUGUGGCUGUAAGCAUUGUUUCUUCCGGGUCAUAUGAAGAUAAUGAUGAGGAUGGAGAAGUAUUGAUUUACAGUGGCCAAGGUGGGGUUCUCAGGAGAGAUGGAAUUGUGAUGGAUCAAAAACUUGAAAAAGGUAAUCUAGCUUUGGAGAAAAGUUUGCAUCGCGGCAAUGAGGUAAGAGUAAUUCGGGGUUUGAGGGAUGAGGCAAGUCCAACUCGAACUGCCAAAGUCUACCUCUAUGAUGGCCUUUACAAAAUCGUAGAGUCAUGGGUGGAGAGAGACAAGUCAGGCUGUAAUGUGUUCAAGUAUAAGUUGGUUAGAGGUGCUGGCCAGCCUGAAGCCUAUACCUUGUGGAAAUCAAUUCAGCAAUGGAAAAACGAUACUACCUCAAGGGUUGGGGUAAUUUUGCCAGACCUUACUUCGGGGGCAGAGAGGCUACCAGUUUCUCUUGUGAACGAUGUGGAUCAUGAGAAAGGUCCGGCUCAUUUCACUUAUUUUCCAACUCUCAAGUACUCAAAACCAGUUGAUUCGCCUCAACCUUCUUCUUUCAGCUGCACUUGCCGUGAAGGAUGUCAUUCUAGUGACCUCAACUGCGCUUGCGUUCAGAAAAAUGGUGGAGUUCUCCCAUAUACUACACUGGGGGUUCUUCUGAGUUUCAAAACCCUGAUAUAUGAGUGUGGUCCUUCCUGUUUAUGCCCUCCCACCUGCCGGAACCGGGUUUCCCAGGCGGGUUUGAGAGUCCGUCUUGAGGUGUUUAGGACAAAGGAUAAAGGUUGGGGACUAAGGUCUUGGGAUCCUAUCCGUUCAGGAGCUUUUAUCUGUGAGUAUGCCGGAGAAGUCAUUGAUUCGUCCAUGACUGAGGAAAGUGGAAAUCAAGAUAACUAUAUAUUUGAUGCUACUCGCACUUGUGAACCCGUGGAGCUAAUGCCUGGAAAUGCUGAUGACUCUCAAAAACUCCCAUUUCCACUUGUUAUUAGUGCAAAAGAAGGUGGGAAUGUGGCUCGGUUUAUGAAUCACAGUUGUACUCCGAAUGUCUAUUGGCAGCCUGUUUUGCGAGAGGAAUCUAAUCUCCAUAUUGCAUUUUUUGCAAUCAAUCACAUUCCUCCUAUGACAGAGUUGAUGUACGAUUAUGGGAUAGUUCAGUCUGGCAAACCAGAGCCAAGGAAGAAAAAAUGCCUGUGUGGGUCUUUGAAGUGCAGAGGUUAUUUCUACUAAUGAUGCUGGUCUUUAGUUUUUGGUGAGAAAGAGCUUCAGAGGGAAGUGCUUGCCUUUUGUUUGUAGUCAUUCUCUCAAGCGGUAUGGCAGAGUAGGUAUGUUAGAAAACCUAAUCUCCUGUUUUGUUGUAGCAUAUGGUUUCAGGAAGUUUCUGCCUUUUGUUUUUGGCUAGCAUGUGAAUGUACUAUUAUUCCAGACUGUAGCAUGAAACGUUAUGUGGUAGAACUCCUGUUUAGUUUGUUGUGUUUCCUUCAAUUAGAGCAAACUCUAUUCUCUCUGACCACUAA